CAUACUUGUACAUUUGCUUUUUUUUUCUUUUUUCUUUUUCUAAUGCUCUGAGUCACCUCUGCAUCAAACAUCCGCUCUUGGUAUAAAUAAUUUUUCAACCAUAUAUUUCUGCACCGGCAAAGAUACAGUUUGUUUACAAAGCACCUGGCGAGCAGUAGAUUUGCGCAGCCACUGGUAUGAAAUUUGAUCCUUCAUAGCUGAUCCAGUGACCCAUCACUGAAAUUUCGAGUUUUGUUCUUCUUCUUUCUAUGAAAUUGGAAACUUUCUGUGAAUGAGGCUGAUGGACAGUAAAGACAGAACUGUGAGAAAGGGAUGAUUUUGGGCAAACAUUUCUUUGUUUGUUGCAUUUUUUUAAGGUUAACAUAGCUCAACCGUCUACCAAGGCCUUUUGAGGAGCCGAAAGGCACACACUGGUAGAUCAAGAAUGAGUUUGAGACAUCUCGUGGUUAUGGCUGUUGUGGUGGCUGCUUUACUGGGGUCAGAGUCUGGAAUUCUCUGUGGUGGAGAGACAUUGAGUUUUCCUUUAGAGAGAGCGUUCCCCAUGAGCCAUAGAGUUGAGAUGACACGGCUUAGAGCACAUGACCAAACAAGGCACAGAAGAAUCUUGCAGUCUGCUUUAGGCGGUGUGGUCGAUUUCUCAGUUCAAGGAACCUUUGAUCCUUCUCUUGUUGGGCUUUACUAUACUCGUGUUCAGUUGGGUUCUCCUCCGAAAGAAUUCUACGUACAGAUCGAUACUGGAAGUGAUGUUUUAUGGGUUAGUUGUGCUUCUUGUAAUGGUUGUCCUACAGCUAGCGGGCUUCAGAUACAACUUGAGUUCUUUGACCCAGCAAGCUCUUCAACAGCAUCAUUGAUCUCUUGCUCUGACCGAAGGUGUGCUCUUGGGAAACAGUCUUCUGACACUGGGUGUUCGGCUGAGAAUCAAUGUAGCUAUACCUUUCAGUAUGGUGAUGGCAGUGGAACUUCAGGUUAUUAUGUAGCUGACUUUAUCCAUUUGGACGCCGUUUUUGGUUCUUCAUCAAUUUCUAACUCCUCAGCUCAAGUCAUUUUUGGAUGUAGCACAUAUCAGGUCGAGGAUUUGGCAAAACCUGAUCGAGCAGUUGAUGGAAUCUUUGGAUUUGGGCAACAAAGCAUGUCAGUUAUCUCACAACUUUCAUCACACGGAAUAGUCCCAAAUGUAUUCUCUCAUUGUCUUAGAGGAAGUAAUGCUGGUGGGGGUGUACUGGUACUAGGUCAGAUUGUGGAGCCGAAUAUUGUUUACACACCACUUGUCCCAUCACAACCACAUUAUAAUUUAGAUCUUGAGAAGAUUCUUAUCAAUGACCAACCUUUACCCAUUGAUCCAAAAAUAUUUGCAACAACAAACAAUCGAGGGACAAUAGUAGAUUCUGGAACAACUUUAGCAUACCUUGCAGAGGAAGCAUACGAUAUCUUUAUUAAUAGAAUUUCCCAGAUCGUUUCAGGAUCUGCACGUCUACUCUUUACAAAGGGGAGCCAUUGUUAUCUAUCCACAUCCAGUGUCUCAGAUAUAUUCCCCACUAUUAGUUUGAGUUUCGCUGGAGGUGCAUCAAUGGUUCUAAAGCCUGAAGACUACCUUUUACAGCAAAACUCUAUCGGUGGAUCUGCCAUCUGGUGCAUGGGAUUUGAGAAAAUUCCAGGCAAAGGAAUAACAAUUUUAGGAGACCUUGUAUUGAAAGACAAGAUCGUUGUUUAUGAUUUGGCUAACCAACGCAUUGGAUGGGCAAAUUACGACUGUUCGACAUCCAUUAAUGUUUCCAUUGCUACUCCCAGAGGCAAGAGUGAAUUUGUAAAUGCAGGACAGAUUGAUAAGAACCGAUCAUCACACAACAGCCCAUUCAAGCUAAGUUCAGUCAAAAUAUUGGCUUUUAUGUUAAAUGUAUUCACAGUGCUUGGCAUCCAUUUUGCUUCGUAGCUUCCUUGGUGUCUGUAUAUUUCAGGUCAUAGUUUGUAUAGAGCCCCUCCUUUUUCGGCGGCAAGUUUUUCAAUCUUAGAAUUUAAGUUUGUGUACUAUUUGUUCUAUUUGUGGUUGUAUUUGGAGGCCAGACAAAUUUCAAUCACCCAAUACAGUACCCUUCAGUUUAUUACACACCAUUCAUCUCAUAAAUUUAUACGGAGUACGAGUUUGCUUUAUACAUGUUGUUUUGGAGUCUGGAAUCAUGUUUAAAGAUUUGUUUAUAAAUGAGAAUUACAAAAUGGACGAUCGGUCUCAGUAUGGAAAGAGAUGUGGCUACCUGGUCCUGGAGACGAGAUGAUACACUCGGAGCCGCUAGUUGAAAUAGCAAACAUGAAUGUAGUGGCUCCAGUGAACAAAACAGGUGACAAGUGAAAUGUGAUCUGCACAAGACAGAGGCACUGUUUUCAGAAGAUGAAAAAAUGGCUAUACUCUCUAUUCCUCUAAGUGAGAGGCGACCCUUAGAUGACCGGUGGUGAAAUGAAGAUUCAAGGGGCAUCUAUAUGAUUAGAAGUGGUUACAGAUUAAUUCGAGAUGAGUAUACUGUUAACUAUUAAUGGCGAUAGGGUGGACCAAGGUGCGGAGCUUGGAGAUUUCUCCUAAAAUAAAAUGUUUCUUUUUGGCAAUUGAUGUCAGACAUUUUACCAACAAUUAAUUUAAAAAGUAGGAGGGUGCAUAUUCCUAUACAGUGCAUGUUUUGCGAUGCGGAUAUUGAGUCAGAAACACAUUUGUUCCAAAGUUGUUCUAUGGCCAACUCAGUUUGCCACUUCAUUUACUGCCUGUGGAGCCUAUGAAAGGUGAGGAAUGAUAGUGUGGAAGAAUAAAGAGAUAGGUUGGCGAGAGGUUGUGGAAGUCGGGGUACCAUGUUAAGAAACUAGAGGGAUGUCAGAGGUUCAAGAAUGGUAAACUAGAGGGAGGUCAGAGGUUCAAGAAUUGUAACCGUGAAUGCUCUAUAAAAAAGUACUGAUACAUUAAAGCAUAAGAAAUUGCAAAUCAAAGGAA
Messenger RNA from Cuscuta epithymum, 2971 nucleotides. The record is from the annotation of a GenBank genome assembly. NCBI's taxonomy places the organism in Eukaryota, Viridiplantae, Streptophyta, Magnoliopsida, Solanales, Convolvulaceae.